Molecule: messenger RNA, 636 nt
Organism: Cantharellus anzutake
Lineage: Eukaryota; Fungi; Basidiomycota; Agaricomycetes; Cantharellales; Hydnaceae
Exons: 2
Coding region: 1-636 (211 amino acids)
Source: RefSeq, a predicted model, not a curated record
AUGGAUGAUCGAGAAAAGUUUGACACAGGAGGGAAAGCAAGGCUCCAAAAGCCAGCUAACCCUGCUAACUUGAGACAGUCUAGCACGAAGCGAGAUAUGUACAACACGAACUCGAGCACGCCGCUCCAGCCGCACCAAUUGCCACGUCGUGGUACCAAAACUACAGCAAGAGGACAAACAGGCUCAGCCAACAGUAGCCCCUGGGACGAAGCGGCAGCGACUAGUACCCCAGAAAUGCAACUACUCUGUGACAAAUUCGCUGAACACCCUUAUCCGAUUGCGCCAGUCUCCGAUCAACUGGAUGUUACCAGCAUCCCGAUGUCAUGGCCCAGCACCCCAGACAUGGAACGACACGCUGUACCAAUGGAAGACAGCACACACACCACAGAUCCUCAACACUCCUCAGAAGCCGAACACCAAGAACGGUCCGACUCGGAGAACGAAGAGAUGUGGAUGGAAGACCCGACCCCCAAGGAUGAGGAACACGACAGGAACUGGAAGCUUUUGGAAGAAGCGUCCACGAGUAUGAACAAGGCCUGUGGGAACAACUCCUCCCGACAUACUCCCAUUGGUUCGCAGGACUGCCCAAAGCCACAUACAAAAGCCAUGGUGAGAAGAUGGUGGGAAAAGACCUAG